Penicillium macrosclerotiorum is the source of this 876-nucleotide messenger RNA. RefSeq lists its product as uncharacterized. The record is from RefSeq and is a predicted model, not a curated record. The transcript is spliced from 2 exons. Gene Ontology annotation, biological process: regulation of DNA-templated transcription. NCBI's taxonomy places the organism in Eukaryota, Fungi, Ascomycota, Eurotiomycetes, Eurotiales, Aspergillaceae. The coding region runs from base 1 to 876 and encodes 291 amino acids.
AUGUCUGGAAUAGAAGCCCUCGGUAUCGCAGCCAGUAUCAUACAAGUCGCAGACUUGGGCACCAAAUUAUCCAUCCAGACUUUCUCCUUCUACCGACGGGUCAAAAAUGCCAACGAAUUUGUUCAGCUUUUGUCAAACGAGAUUGCACUCGUUAGCGCCAUUUUGCGAGAGCUGGGAGACAACUUGAAAGAGGAGGAGUCAUGCAAGCUCUGUUCAGAUGAGGUAUUGCGAACUUUGGGCAGUGUCAUGCAUCAAUGUCGGGACGUGUUUAAACAGAUCCAGAAUAUGAUUGGGAAUAAUGAGCAGCCUGAAAAAAGUCGCUUUCAGCAAGUCACUGGGAAGUUUCGCCUAGUAGUGCUUGAGCCGAGCCUGGAUCGUUUAAGGACCAAAUUGGAGAGGCUGAAGUCGACGAUGCUGCUCUUGCUUAACGUGAUUCUGUAUGCGGGGCAGAUUCGCAGCAACAAUGUUCCAAACCUACUCCUAGAGCAACGUGGCUUAAUACAAAUCCUAUUGGAGGACAAAAGGAAUGACAGCCACAAGCCACGCCAGCCAGAUGUGGCUACAGAAGCUUCUCAAUCUCUCUUAACAGAGACUACAAGCAGAGACUCCGCCCACGUUGGGACUGAUAGGUUCACUAAUCAGCAGAAGCAUCCCAACUCACACCAACCCUCAUUCAAGGAACAAACUUCAGAAUGGCAAUUUAAAUCUACGAAUGAGAGUGAAGCUCAAAUCGGAAUCCAUAGAGCCAUGAAGAGAAAUGAACCCACCGAUCUCAAGGAAUACAAAAACCUUAUCCAAAGUAUGCUUCACGAAAUUGACUCUUCCAGGAGCAAGCUUAAGGAGAGCCGCCACGUGAGAAUCAAAGAUGGUGUGUGA